Tachysurus vachellii is the source of this 899-nucleotide messenger RNA. Its product is annotated as membrane-spanning 4-domains subfamily A member 15-like. The record is from RefSeq and is a predicted model, not a curated record. Gene Ontology annotation, cellular component: membrane. Bases 221 to 679 code for a protein of 152 amino acids. The transcript has 8 exons. Lineage: Eukaryota; Metazoa; Chordata; Actinopteri; Siluriformes; Bagridae.
AACAAAACUACACACAGGCGUCAGUGACUCACAGUGAAGAACAGUGAAGAGCUUUAAGCUGCAGCACAGCAAAAGCCUAAGAAAAUUAUUUAAUUACCAGACAGUUUCUGAAAAAGCUGUGUUGGAAAUUUCAACCCUCAGAACUUUCAGUUCUCCCACAUCCUCUGCUCAUUUCUUGAAAAAAAAAAAAAGUUUACUGGAUCUCUUCCUCUCAGUGAAAAUGCCGCUACCUGCUUUUAAAACAGACUCCAAGUCACUCGGGAUUGUCCAGAUGAUGAUCGGAGCUGUGAUACUUUCAUUUGGUUGUCAGUUAUACAAUGUUCAGCCUUUGUGUGUCCGCUCUGGAGCUGUGUACUGGGGGUCAAUUUGUUUUCUAAUCGCUGGUUCUCUGUCGGUUGCUGCCGUGGACUAUCGUAAUUCCUUCGUGGUGAAAUCCUCGCUGGUGAUGAACCUUCUCAGCGCACUGGCUGCAGUUCUAGUCGUCAUUAUGUUGUCUGUUGAUCUGAACAACUGGAGAUUAGUUUAUAUGACUUUAGGUAUUGGUGGCCUAUUUGAGGUAAUACGACGUUCAUUCGUAGUGCUCCUGCUUUUCUCUAUGCUUGAGGUCUGCAUGGCCAUCUGGACGUUUGUACUUCUGUGGAAAUCCAAAGACUCCACUGACGCUACAGUCACACCUUAGGUGAAGGAUUGACAGUCUACGUGAGGAAAACGUCGACUCACCUUAAUGCGUCUGCAGAGCUUUGUUUUCUAUGUUACAUGAUUUUUCUCAUAUAUAUUCUUUACUGAUUUGAGAUAAUAAAUGCACUUCAUGUGCACCACUGCAUCGCUUAGCAGCUGUCACAUUUUUUUGAUUUUAUUGUUUUAUUGUUUUUAAAAUGAAAUAAAUAGAAUAAAACACA